AUGUCCAACAAAGACUCCGUCGUAUAUCAUUACCUCGCCAUCGGCAAGCUUGGUCGGGGUGAACCCAUCAAACUGCUUUUGGAGGAUGCAGGUAUUGAGUAUGAGGAGCGUCGCUACGCAAGAGACGAUACUUGGCCCGAAACCAAGGCGAAGUUGAUCAAGCAAGGUCUGACUAGGAAUGGGCAAGUUCCUGCUCUUGAGUACAAAGGCCAUGCUAUAACUGGCCAUGUCCCGAUUCUGCGCUACCUGUCUCGUGAUCUUGGUCGAUAUGAUGGUCAGAGCAAUGAGGACAAGUAUUUGACGGACUUGGUAUCAGACAUCUAUGUUGAUUGGAGGGCUCAAUGGGUGAGAAACCUCAAGGAGGGCCCCCGAGAAGAGUACAAGGAGACUGCUGCCCCUCAGUACUACGAUCUCAUCGGACAGUAUUACGCCGAUCACGAGGGACCUUAUCUUCUGGGUAAUGAGAUUAGCUACACCGACUUUCUCGUCUAUGUCUCUAUUGAUAACGAUGCUCGAACAAAGACACUCCCUGAGAGCUUGCCAGAGUCUCUUGUCAAGUUCAAGGCUGCUUUCGAGGCUCGACCCAAGCUUGUUGAAUACAUCAAGCAGGGAUAA
Molecule: messenger RNA, 615 nt
Organism: Fusarium venenatum
Lineage: Eukaryota; Fungi; Ascomycota; Sordariomycetes; Hypocreales; Nectriaceae
Biological process (GO): glutathione metabolic process
Molecular function (GO): glutathione transferase activity
Source: RefSeq, a predicted model, not a curated record